This is a messenger RNA of Cannabis sativa, 1184 nucleotides long. Its product is annotated as enoyl-CoA delta isomerase 2, peroxisomal. Gene Ontology annotation, molecular function: enoyl-CoA hydratase activity; delta(3)-delta(2)-enoyl-CoA isomerase activity. The transcript has a single exon. Bases 237 to 956 code for a protein of 239 amino acids. The record is from RefSeq and is a predicted model, not a curated record. Gene Ontology annotation, biological process: fatty acid beta-oxidation. Gene Ontology annotation, cellular component: peroxisome. NCBI's taxonomy places the organism in Eukaryota, Viridiplantae, Streptophyta, Magnoliopsida, Rosales, Cannabaceae.
UUAAUUAAUAUGUCGACUAGUAUAAUAUAUUUUAGCAUUUCUCGUGACAAUAUUUUUUAACCAAUUUCAAGAGGAAUCAAUAAGAAAAAUCAUAAUAUCCGCCUCUUUGCAUUUUUCUUAUCGAGUAAAAGAUAAAAGGUAGGAAUAGCAUCCAACAAAACUGGUACUCUGUUUGGAUACAGAAAAGGAAAGGAGAGAAAAAUCAAUUGUGGAAAAGCGAAAGUGGUGGAGAAAAUAUGUGUACUUUAGAGAAGCGCGGUAAUUUAUUCUUCCUUACACUCACCGGCGACGACGAUCACCGCCUUGGCCCCGAUGCCAUCGACUCCAUCCUCUCCGCUAUUUCCCAACUUAAAUCCCAAGCCACACCUGGCUCCGUCCUCAUCACGACCGCCCAAGGCACCAAGUUUUUCUCAAAUGGAUUCGAUCUCGCCUGGGCCCGAUCCGCCGACUCCAAAUCAGGCGCCGUCACUCGCCUCCGUCAGAUGGUCGCUUCCUUUAAGCCAGUCGCCGCCGAAUUAAUCUCCCUCCCGAUGCCGACGAUCGCUGCCCUUCCUGGCCACGCCGCUGCCGGAGGCUUUUUAUUGUCCCUGUGCCACGACUACAUAUUGAUGCGGAGAGAUAAAGGUGUUCUCUACAUGUCCGAGGUCGAUUUAGGACUUCCGUUUCCAGACUACUUCGCUGCAGCAAUGAGGUCGAAGAUAGGAUCGGUUUCGGCUCGGCGGGACGUGAUGCUCAAGGGGGCGAAGAUCAAGGGCGAUGACGCAGUUAGAAUGGGGAUAGCCGAGUCGGCGCACGAUAGCGCGGAGAAGACCUUGGAGGCUGCGGUGCGCCUGGCGGAACAAUUGGCCAAGAGGAAGUGGAAUGGCGAGGUUUACGCGGAGAUAAGGAAGAGUAUGUUCCCGGAAUUGUGCGGCGUGCUUGGAGUUUCCACAAAAGUUAUUGCCCCAAAGCUUUGAUGGAAAACCUUUCUGGAUUUUCAAUCAAUUAAAAAGUUUUAAGGUUUUUUCAUUAAAGAUAAUAUCCCGUUUCAAUGAUUUCAUAUGCAGAUUAAUCUAUAAGAACAAAUGCCAUAAUGUUGGAAUGAAAAAUGAUGAUGUUUUUCUUCGGCUGAACAUAGAAGAAACGGAAAUUUCACUUGUGUAGUUGUGUAUAGAUAAUGUUAUAAAUCUUUUGGUUGGGUGAAA